AUGGACGCGGAGCGAAUGGCGGCUCUGUAUGCUCGCAGUGCAUCCUCGUCGCAGUCGACGUGGCGCGAGGGGACACCACCGCGGGAGCCGAUGGGCAGAGUGGCGGAGCGGGGCAAUUACUGCGUGGCGAGUAGCGGCGCUAGCGUUGAUGUGAAGGACAAGGCGGCCCCACUGUACUGGAGGCUGGCGCAGGUUAGGCGAGACUCGGAGGCCCACAGCAGCAGCAACGGCAACAACAGCAACAAUAGCAGCAGCAGCAGCGGCGGCGGCGCACACGAUAUGAGCGGGUUUCGAUCAAGUUAUGGGUCCGAGUCGCCCUCUCCCAUUCGCGUGCUGAGGCCGCUGCCGGCGCGGAGUCGUGGCAAAGUGUCUCCUGGCGAGUGGGUUGGUGCGGACCUUUGCGCCGACGUCGCCGCGGAGCAGUACUACUGCGCGGAGUACGGUGAGGAAGACGCCGUGCAGGAGCCAAGGCACUUGGCGUACAAGAGAAGGGGCGCAGCGACAGGCCGUGAGGGCCCGCGACAGAGCCCUUCAGCAAACUUCUUCACACGGGGGUCGCAGGGGAAGCUCGUGGGUCGACCACUUGCCCGUUCUGCCGUACGCUUGUCAGCGAAGCAGGCUGGUCCACGGUCCUCUGCAGGCGGAGCCGCCCCCAACCGCUCCGUUUUGUGCUACAGCCUUCGCGCCCCAACGCCCUGUGAGGCUGCCGCCGAGCGUAACUCAAGACGCCUUUACUUUUGUCAGGACUCCUCUGUGUGCACCAGCGGAGCCGGAUCUGUCCAUGCGGUGCCACAGCGAGUGAAAGCGCACUCAGGGGUAAAGGCCGGCCCAAGACGAGAGAAAACCCACACACGCGCCUUUGGUGACGGCGGCCCACCGACUCAGCCUCGGAGGACGCCCGCGUCCCUGGCGUUGCAAGGGACAUCCACGGGACAGUCACCGAACGAGUCGCGGGAAGAUCGGCAUGCUCGCUUUGCAGACGUUUACACGGAAGCAGCUGGCCACGCGGGUGCAGCAGGGACCCCGCCACCAGCUGCAUGCAAGAGUGCUGCGGUCGCAAACUGUCACCCCUCCCAAGACUAUUCCGUGGGUCAGGGGAGCAGUGAUGAUUGGAUUUCGCCCCCCCGAUGCCAUGAGCCGUCCCGUGCACUUGGACCCUCACUGCCACCACCACCACCAGCAGCAGAAGCGCCAGCAGCAACAUUAUUAUUCUCAUCAGACUCACCCGUAGCGGCCCGGCCCUCUCUCUCGUGUUCACGUCAGGAAGCGGAGAAGGAUGCGGGUUUGCCGUGUACCGGGCGGCACUAUAGCCCCAAUGACGCGGUGCAGCUACGAAGAG
Messenger RNA from Trypanosoma conorhini, 1339 nucleotides. RefSeq lists its product as uncharacterized. The record is from RefSeq and is a predicted model, not a curated record. NCBI's taxonomy places the organism in Eukaryota, Euglenozoa, Kinetoplastea, Trypanosomatida, Trypanosomatidae. The annotation marks the transcript as partial. The transcript has a single exon.